Molecule: messenger RNA, 285 nt
Organism: Aspergillus melleus
Lineage: Eukaryota; Fungi; Ascomycota; Eurotiomycetes; Eurotiales; Aspergillaceae
Exons: 1
Coding region: 1-285 (94 amino acids)
Source: RefSeq, a predicted model, not a curated record
AUGCUCCAUGGCUUCUUCGGGGACGAUUGGAAGGCAGGUGUCGGUCUGCUUCACGAACAGGAGCGUCAUAAAUACCUCUUCGCCGCCAAGAGUGGCGGUUGGGCCGCAACCAAAAAGAACUACGUGUCGCCGCUGGAGACGAUUCCUUUCCUUAGUCCGCUGCAAGUUUCACUCGAUUCCGAGAUUGAAGCGGCCGAAGGGUGUUGGAGUGAAUGGCUGGUUAUGGAAGAUUGGAUGAUAGGAUCACGGGCACCUGACGUACUUCGAGAUUAUUUCGCAGAAUGA